CCGCUUGGCUUUUUAAUUUGACAAGUGACAGAAAAUGUAAAGCAUCGACAUGGCGGGUAUUCGGGAAAUAGACAAAGCAUUAUUUCCAAUAAAGAAUAUAUCAUCAGUUAUCCAACUUUUCAAGAAUCAAUUAGAAGAUGCUUGCGAACCGGAUUUAGCUUUACUGUCAAUAGUCGCAGGUGCUGUCGAGAACUCGUUGACAUGCCGGUCGAACGCGGGCUUGCAGGUAUGCGAACCAGUGGAACCCACAAGUCUACCAGUCCUGGAGUUUCACACCAUCGAGACCCUCUACAGUAAGUUCCACACCAUAAUGAAAAGUGCCGUCGAGCCCAACAAGGGUUUCAAAUCUUACGCCACGAGAGAGCUCGUCAAGAAGGUCUCAGACGUCGUUUGGAACUCCUUAACCCGCAGCUAUUACAAAGACAGGGCCCAUUUGCAAAGCUUGUACAGUUACCUAACGGGCAGCAAGCUGGACUGCUUCGGAGUCGCUUUUGCCGUGGUCGCCGGCUGUCAGACGCUCGGCUACACAGACGUGCAUUUGGCACUGUCCGAGGACCACGCAUGGGUCGUCUUUGGAGAGAGAGGCACGGAGACGGCAGAAGUGACGUGGCACGGUAAAGGCAACGAGGACAAGAGGGGCCAAGAGAUCGGAAAGGGAGUUUCGGCUAGAUCUUGGUUAUACGUAAACAAUAGGCCAGUAAUAUGUACGAGGCACAUGGAGGUGGCUGCUCUGGUUUCGGCGAUAAAUCCUUCCUUAAAUGCCACUCAUGACGCUUUCGAAGUGGCUUUACUACAACAGGAGUUACUGUGGCUUUUGUAUGAUCUGGGGCACUUGAAGAAGUAUCCCAUGGCCAUUGGCAAUCUUGGAGAUUUGGAAGAGAUUGCUCCUAAAGAAGGAAGGACGCCAUGUAAUGUGUUAUUCGAAGAGGCCAUAUCGUCUGCACGUACCUAUUAUAAUAAUCAACAUGUAUAUCCUUAUACUUAUCAGGGAGGUUACUUUUACCGUAACAAAAUGUACAAAGAAGCUUUUGAGAGCUGGGCGAACGCCAGUGAUGUUAUUAGAUUGUAUAAUUAUUCUCGGGACGACGAAGAAAUUUAUAAGGAAUUCUUAGAGAUAGCGAACGAACUAAUACCUCAUAUAAUGAAAGUUGAAAGCUCAGGUUUCAGUGCAAAUACCAUACUAAAAAAGCCUGAAUGUUUUGCGAAUUUACUCCGUUUUUACGACGGAAUUUGCCAAUGGGAAGAAGGAAGUGCCACUCCUGUCCUACAUAUAGGAUGGGCAAAACCGCUAGUAAAUACGAUAUCAAAAUUCGACGCAGAAGUCCGAGCCCAAGUCGACAUAGUUUGUGGCAAACCAGAAGAUGACACCAAUAAACGAGCAAACGGAGGUUACUACAAUAACAACAACAACUACGAAAAAGAAAACGGAACCAACGAAACCGACAUUUUGACUUCGCUGGGUUCGAAAACUCUCAAAGAUGAUCAGUCUACGUCGAAUUUUCAUCCGAGUAUUGAAGCGUUGACCGCCGCUUGCUCGGAGAAAAUUCUCAACCCUGAUUAUUUGCUACAAGGGGAUGGAUCGCCUUUUGUAGGAGGUGACGAAGCUGUGCCAUUGGAAAAAGAAAACGGCAAGCCCAGCACUUCUAAGCAAGAAGUGGAAGAGAAAAAGGAGGAAGCGAUCCCAGAAAUAGAAAAAAAAGAAGAGGUGAAAGAAAAUAAACGACCGACAAUCAUCCUUCACAGUCAAAAAAUGAAGGAACUAAAAGAUCUUCUGCUGGCAGAAAAACUGAAUACUCACGCGAUAUCUCUACAUUUAACAGCGCAAUCUCAAGUACAAGUGGGUAAAAAAGGUCGAAGUGAGUCUGACGGUGGUAUCCGACCCAAAAGGGCCAGGCGAGAAUAAAGCGUUUAUAAAUUUUGGCGAGAAUCGAUACAGUACUUAAUUAGCAAUGCAGGGCAUUAUAAUUUAAAUGCAAUAUCAUUGGUGGCUUUCGAAGAGAUUUUUCAUCAGAGUUUAUUUUCUUCUUUUCUUUAUAAUUGUACGCUCAUCACAGUUUUACUAGAUUAGCUAGCUUCAUUGAAGGCCUGAAUUCAAAAUCUGAUGAUAACCUCUUCAUGUUUGAAGUAAAAUAAAAAUCCACAAUUGACAUUUUUUUGGGAGCUUGCCAUUUGAUCAGUAGUUGCACAUUAUGAUAAAAGAAAAAUCAGUAUUAUGUUGAACAGAACUGAUAAUUCUCAUAAUUUAUUAACAUAAUAUUAGUCUUUUGACAUAAUUUUCUUAAAGAUAGAAGUAAGGAUAUUGCAGUUAAUUUGAAAGUUAUUAUGAACGCCUCAUUUACUUAUGUGAUUGCACUACCCUCCUGCUUGACGCUUGUUCUUGUUCAGAAUAUUUUAAUUGCACGUUAGUUAAUCUUCUAGUUAGUUGUUAGGUUAUUGUUAAACAUUCCUCUCGUGAUUAGAUCACAAAAUGAGUAGUAUUUUUCGGUUGUUAAUGCAUUUUAUGCAUCUAAAUGUUUUAUUGUGGUAUUUAUUAUGUAUUUUAUUAAGUGUUGUUUGUAAGUUAUUUUCGACGCUAAUUUUAAUCAAAUGCCGAGCAGUUUAAUCCUGCGCAUCUUCUCUAUAUAUUUCACAACAUUAUUACAAUCACGCCUAAACUGAUUUUGUGAUGGUUACUAUUGUAACCAGUAAGGCUGUUUUCGGGGUUAAUAUUUAUUUGCCGCUACCUCCCCUAGCACCAUAUUUUAGUGCAUCUGUGCAAUCAAGUCUACAUAAAAUUAACCUGUUGCCGAUAUAACACGAAUUUAGAUUCUUUUGCUAAAUCUAUGAUUUGUGCUUGCAGUAGUACACUGUUUUUGAUUUUGUUUUGUUAAUACAUUGUGGAGUCUUAAAUUUAGGAAACAUCAACCUAUAGAAUCAUCUUUCUUGUUUAGGAGUAAGAUAAAUUUAGUGAGUAGCUUGAAAAGCUAAUUUUAUUUUUAUAUUCGGUAUUAUAGUGAAACUGAGAAAUGGUACAAUAAUAUUGAGAUUCAAUGACAAAUUUUACAAUCGCGAAGCAGAACGGUUUUUAAAUCGAGGAAUAAAAAGAGCGCUAUAGUAUUCUAUUUAAUUUUGGAUUUGGUUCGAUUUAACGACGUUGCCAAAACGACAUUAUUUGAAAGACAGUGCUUUGCAUUUUGUUCUUUCAUAGUUCUGUUUCUCUUUUUUAACAUGAUUCAGGUUUAGUUCUAGCAAUUUAUCCUUUGAACUUUCAACUGUACCACAGCAAAAUUAAAUUAUUGUAGUCUGUGAUGAAUUAAAGGGUGACUAAUGUAUUUAUUGAUUAAUGUAUUUUGUAGAAAUAGAGGUAUUAUUGAUACAUGUAUUUUUCUAACCAAAAGUAAAUUUAUCAGAUUCUUCCAUUUUGUUUGUUAAUGUUGAAUUAUAUGAAGUCUAACUUUGAAGUUUGGAAAUGAUUGUAUAAGUAUUGUUAUAUUUUGUAGGCUUUUCUCAAUACAAAUAAACAAUGUACAACAUCACAUCUUAGAGUAACUCUGAUUAUUUACAACGUAUACAAUUUAGGAGUUAAAUACUUGUAUUUUCGCCCACAAUUAUUAAUAAAUGAAAUGCAUACUUG
Zophobas morio is the source of this 3613-nucleotide messenger RNA. RefSeq names its product menin. The transcript has 4 exons. Lineage: Eukaryota; Metazoa; Arthropoda; Insecta; Coleoptera; Tenebrionidae. Gene Ontology annotation, molecular function: transcription cis-regulatory region binding; chromatin binding; Y-form DNA binding. The record is from RefSeq and is a predicted model, not a curated record. Gene Ontology annotation, cellular component: nucleus; histone methyltransferase complex; chromatin. Gene Ontology annotation, biological process: negative regulation of cell population proliferation; regulation of transcription by RNA polymerase II; negative regulation of cell cycle. Bases 50 to 1903 code for a protein of 617 amino acids.